AUGAGUGGGCACUGCUGGGCAGGGAAGCAGCUGGAUGUACGCGAGCUAUGACCUGCAAUUAUUCGCGUUAGUUUCAUUUUUUUAAACACAGACGAACUAUUUUUUUCUUGUAUUAGCGUCAGGAGCGACGGAGGCCUAAGUCUUUUUCAGUGUCAGGCAAAAUACAACUUUGCUAGCCUUAGCUUUAGCUUACUGGAGAUGAGUAGUUCGCUUGGAGGCUAGCUAGGUAGGUAAUGAUAGCAGCAUCUCUUUUGACGGUUAGCCGCAAAAAAAUACUUUUGAUCGGUUUUUCUUCACUGUAUAGCGUAUUUCGGAUUAGUUAACGUCUGUUUGAGCAUAUGUAUGUGGCGGGUUUAGCCGGUGUGUUUGUUAAUAAUAUUAGCUGAGAAGGUUCCAGGUGGCAGUUAAUAUUUUCUCCCCUGCUCGGAUCUUCUGCCGUUUUUUUCCCCCUUGUUCUCUUUUUUUAAUGUUGCAGUUCGGUUCUAAAGUGUGUUAAAGAGUCACAAGAAGUCGCUGCAACUUCUAGUAUCUUCAGCCUUCACUUCUCUCAUGAUAAAGCAGCCAUGGCUGUGUGGAUGUCAGAAGCAGGAGGAUGAGCUUUCGAGGGAGAGGAUGCCACCGUCUUUCACCGAAGACUGUCCCGCUUAACGUAUCGAUUAGCUGUCCGACGACUACCGGAGAGGACCGAGGUGUGUGUGCGUGUGUUAUCGAUUAGUCUCGUCCCAUGGCUGCUGUAAGCGGUGUCAACAUGCUGUCUCCGCUCGGAGAGGCGGCUCGGGCAGGUGCGGGAGGAGCAGCGCUGUCCGCGGCGUCUUUCACCAACACGUCGGUGUCCUCCAGCCCGACGCCCGGUACCGACACCCGGGGCUGCGAGAACGGAGCCCUGAUGGACUCGUUUGGGAUUUUCCUGCAAGGUCUCCUCGCUGUGAUGGCUUUCAGCACGCUGAUGUUAAAACGAUUCAGGGAGCCUAAACAUGAGAGGAGACCCUGGAGGAUCUGGUUCCUGGACACCUCAAAGCAGGCAAUUGGGAUGCUGUUCAUCCACUUUGCUAACGUCUACUUGUCAGACCUCACAGAGGAGGAUCCCUGCUCGCUAUACCUCAUUAAUUUCUUAUUAGAUGCUUCUCUGGGCAUGUUGCUGAUCUAUGCAGGGGUAAGAGCUGUCAGCGCUAUUGUAGAGUGGAGGCAGUGGGAUUCUCUACGUUUUGGAGAAUACGGAGAACCAGUACAGUGCACAGCAUGGUUGGGCCAGUGUAUCCUCUACAUCCUCAUCAUGAUGUUUGAAAAAGUCCUCAUAAUGUUGGUCCUGCUCAUCCCCCAGUGGAAGAAGCUGGCUCUCCUCAACCCCAUACAGAAUCCUGACCUGGAACUGGCCAUCGUCAUGCUCAUCGUUCCGUUCUUCAUCAAUGCCCUCAUGUUCUGGGUGGUAGAUAAUUUCCUAAUGAAGAAGCAUAGGACAAAAGCAAAGCUAGAGGAGAGAGAGGAGGACUCAAGGGGGAACAGCAAGGUCCGCUACAGAAGAGCCCUUUCCCAUGAUGACUCAGAGUCAGAGAUCCUUUUCUCAGCAGAUGAUGAAAUGGACGAGUCAGACGAAGACGACGUCCGUCGACUCACUGGUCUGAAGAUGGUAAAGAAGAAGAAGCUUCGCAUGGGGAUCCCUCCAGGUGAGGUGAAAAAGAAGAAGCGCCCUCCGAUGAAGGAGGAGGACCUGAAAGGAGCUCGCAGCAAACUCGGACUGAAGGGCGAGGUCAAGAGUAAGACCUAUGAGGUCAUGGUGGAGUGUGAGCGUAUGGGUAAAGUGGCUCCGUCGGUGUUCAGCGGGGUGAGGACGGGAACGGAGACAGUCCUGGACAAACCUGCUGCUGCCAAAGCUCCUGGAGGGAGUGUGUUCAGCAAGUAGAUGAAACAGCAGCAUGAGACCAAACACACUCUGUAGUCUUGAGUAUUGCUACAUAAUGUAUUUUGACAUUUAUGCUAUUUAUUGUGAAACUAUUUGCUUUUUGUGAUGUCUUUUUUUUUUUUACUUGAUCUUUGUCCCCUGUGUUAAAAUGUACCAUUCUUGUAUUGGCCAAAGUAAACAAGUCGUUGAACUGUAUGCAAUAAAUUUUAGGACAUGUAUUUAACACCUUUAAACUCACCGAAUACAGGUAAAUUGUAACAAACACACCAUAAUCAUAAUAAUCAACAUACUGUAAAGCACUAAGGUAUGUGUUCAAGCACUAGCUGCAUAAAGGCACAUAAUGUUGCAUUUGUUUCCUUUAUUGUACACAAUUGUGCAAAUGUGUUGGAAAUACAAACAGCAGGCGUGUUAAUUGUUAAUCAUCCUAUUGGAAGUGUAUGUAAGAUUGAAUCUUAUUAUUAAAUGUUAAGGCAAAAUCAGUGCUUCUAAGCUAUUGAAAUUUUGAAUAUUGAAGUGUUGUUCCCAGAA
Molecule: messenger RNA, 2428 nt
Organism: Amphiprion ocellaris (clown anemonefish)
Lineage: Eukaryota; Metazoa; Chordata; Actinopteri; Pomacentridae
Product: store-operated calcium entry regulator STIMATE
Exons: 10
Coding region: 725-1900 (391 amino acids)
Biological process (GO): chondrocyte proliferation; tissue regeneration; chondrocyte differentiation
Cellular component (GO): cortical endoplasmic reticulum; nucleus; membrane
Molecular function (GO): calcium channel regulator activity
Source: RefSeq, a predicted model, not a curated record